Messenger RNA from Bombina bombina (fire-bellied toad), 698 nucleotides. Its product is annotated as eukaryotic translation initiation factor 5A-1-like. The record is from RefSeq and is a predicted model, not a curated record. The transcript has a single exon. NCBI's taxonomy places the organism in Eukaryota, Metazoa, Chordata, Amphibia, Anura, Bombinatoridae. Bases 38 to 502 code for a protein of 154 amino acids. Gene Ontology annotation, molecular function: RNA binding; ribosome binding; translation elongation factor activity. Gene Ontology annotation, biological process: positive regulation of translational termination; positive regulation of translational elongation.
CUUUUUUUGUUGGAAGUACUCUUAGACACCCAGCAACAUGGCAGAUGAUAUAGAUUUCACCACUGGAGAUGCUGGGGCAUCUGCCCCUUUCCCCAUGCAGUGCUCUGCCCUGCGCAAGAACGGGUUUGUGGUCCUAAAAGGACGUCUCUGUAAGAUUGUUGAAAUGUCAACUUCAAAGACUGGAAAGCAUGGUCAUGCCAAGGUUCACAUGGUUGGUAUUGAUAUCUUUUCUGGGAAGAAGUAUGAAGAUAUUUGUCCUUCUACCCAUAACAUGGAUGUCCCCAAUAUUAAAAGAAAUGAUUAUCAACUAAUCGGCAUUAAUGAUAAAUACCUGUCCCUUCUGAAUGACAAUGGAGAUGUUCGUGAUGAUCUCAAGCUGCCAGAGGGUGACCUGGGAAAGGAAAUAGAAUCUAAAUUUGAAGCAGGAGAAGAGAUGCUGAUCUCCGUGUUGCAUGCAAUGAAUGAAGAAUGUGCUGUAGCCAUCAAGGCCAUGACCAAAUAAACUGGGAUCCCAGGCACGAGCAAUCUGCUAUGGUCAAGAUAAACCACAGAUCUUAAAUUUGGUUCUGAUUGUCACCAAAGCUAUGGCCUUCAAAACAACCUCAAUUCUUUUUGAAUUGUUUGCAUAUACUGCUGGAUUCUAAAGUUGGUUAUGCAAAUUAACUGGCAAUUUUCAAAAUCACCUCAGUUUAAAACUA